Messenger RNA from Trypanosoma rangeli, 1584 nucleotides. RefSeq names its product tRNA (guanine-N(1)-)-methyltransferase. NCBI's taxonomy places the organism in Eukaryota, Euglenozoa, Kinetoplastea, Trypanosomatida, Trypanosomatidae. Gene Ontology annotation, cellular component: cytoplasm. The transcript has a single exon. The coding region runs from base 1 to 1584 and encodes 527 amino acids. Gene Ontology annotation, biological process: tRNA N1-guanine methylation. The record is from RefSeq and is a predicted model, not a curated record.
AUGGGAAUUGACGGUGGGUUAUUGCAGCUCAUCACGGCAAAAGGGGGAAACGGAAAGAUGGAGUGUGCCGAGCCGCCGUCAUACCGCACACGCGUGGAGGCGUCUGUGGAGGUGGUGGCGUUGCUCGUGAAGCCCAUGCGCCUCCUCGGGGAGGUGCUGCGGGCGCUGCGUGGGUGCCUCUACAACAUGCGGGGGGUGCGGAAUGUGACGGAUGCCCCGCAGGCCUCCGUCGGUCCCGCUGAGGACUACAAACUGUUGCUGCUGGACCCCCAACUCAUCCCUCCCUCAUCUUUUUUAGCGACGGGCGCCUGCACGGCACCAACGCCACCCCGCUGGGUGGAGGGGAACGACGCGUCAUUGCCGUCCGUUGUGCGGGAGAGGCUGCAGACACUUUUGUGGAGCGAACCAUCCGUCGCAGAGUUUCUUCGGCUGGCUGUAGCCCCGCACAUUGUGCGUCUAAGCUACAAAAACUACACGAUGCCUGAGCUGCUGCAACGAAUUCUCCCACCGGGGACCGUUUUGCUCAGCGGCUUCGAGCAGGUGGGCCACAUCGCACACGUCAAUCUCUCCGCUGCCCACCUUCCGUACCGUGCAGACAUUGGCGCCGUCAUUUUGGACUGCAACCCCGCUGUGAGUAUCGUCGUGAACAAGGUGGACAGCAUCGCCAGCGUCUUUCGCGAGUUUAAGAUGGAAGUCAUUGCGCGGCGUUCCACCCACGUCGAAGUACAGGGAGCCACCACGACAGAGGGGAAAGAAAAACCCACGGUGGGGCACAAGGAGAGGCAGGGUGAGUGGGAAGGAGAAGAUUUGCACCGCUUGCUGCUGGCGACUGUGCGACAACACGGCUGCGUCUUCCGCGUUCCGUACGAUCGUGUAUAUUGGAAUUCUCGCCUUUGCCACGAGCACGCACGGGUGGUUGCCAUGAUGCAGAAAGGGGACGUCCUCUACGACGUCAUGGCAGGAGUUGGGCCCUUUGCCAUACCCGCUGCCAUGGCUGGCGUGAUAGUGUAUGCAAACGAUUUGAACCCUGUCGCGGCGGAGUACCUGCGCAUCAACGCGGAGCUCAACCACGUCGGCAAGGACGCCUUUCACGUAUUUAACUUGGAUGGCCGUGCUUUCGUGAACACAGUGCUCUACCGUGACGUGGUGCGUGGGACCGCACUGCGUGGACGACGCCACGUAACGAUGAAUCUGCCGGCAAUAGCCGUGGAGUUUUUGGACGUUUUCACCAAGCCACCCUGGUCGUUCGCAGCAUCGGCAUCACUGCCAUCAUUGAAGAAGACGGAGGGGGCUGAGGAAAACACGGAGGUAUCUGAAGAAGCGUCACACCUAGACAAGCGUGUGCUUUUUCAUGUGUACUGUUUUUCAAAGCAUGCAGAGGACUUUUUGGGCGACGCUGUCAGACAGGUGGAGCGGUGGUUGGCGUAUACGCUGCCGAAGGAAAGUCUGGAGGCGGUGCAUAUGGUGCGGGAUGUGGCGCCCGUGAAGCAUAUGGUUUGCGUGAGCUUCACCCUUCCGGAGGCGUUUUGGGCUCACCGCUACACGAGUGGAACGGUGUCACUCAAGCGGUCUCGCACGGACUGA